Messenger RNA from Xyrauchen texanus (razorback sucker), 1701 nucleotides. RefSeq names its product leukemia-associated protein 7-like. The record is from RefSeq and is a predicted model, not a curated record. Bases 115 to 627 code for a protein of 170 amino acids. Lineage: Eukaryota; Metazoa; Chordata; Actinopteri; Cypriniformes; Catostomidae. The transcript has 2 exons.
ACCGCGUGUGCUAGCAAAAACAACAAUUCUUGGGUCGACCAGAGCUCAUACUAUCUCUCUGUUAUCUGAGUCAAGGUUGCGACCUGUUCAUGACCAGGUGAAACACCACACGAAAUGGGGCGCUGCUCUUUGACACAUCAAAUCGAUGCGUUAAAUAUACUUUAUGAACUGCGCGCUCAUUCGACGACCAGUGGUGGAGAGCCGGGCCAGUGUUCCGAUACUGCUGCGCCAGGUACAGCACCUGUACGCCGGACUGAUUUCACGAAAGCUCCCCGCAGGCUAAGGACGAUCGCGGACAGAGCUAGAGAAAGCUGCUUUGCACGACUGGUCGAAAUACUGACAAAACUGAUAGCAAUAGAGCAAGACUUUAUUAAAGGUGUUUCUAAUUACGCUAGCAGUUUGCUCAGGCGCAAGGACAGCGUUGACCUGAAGAACAUAUGUUUGAGGAUGAAGUUGGCUCUUCAUGAAGGUGGUUCCCAAUUGGAUAGAGACUUAAAGGAACUUGGCAACUGCCUUCGGCUUAUAGUCAGUAACAUGCUCUCAUCUGUGCGAGAUGAAAACAAUCUGUCAUUUACAAUAUGCACUAACAGACUGAGGGAACUAUCAAACUCAUUCCCUGAUAUCUAAAGAUCAGUGGAAGUUAGCAGCACCAAUUAUAAGGAACUAGGCCUACCUCUGACGAAAUGAAACCGAUAUUUCUGAAAAAUAGAAGACACAAGCUUUUCUCAGGAAAUAAACAAACCGUGAAUUAUCUAUGAAUGAUCCUCUACAAAUAUGUGAAGUUUCUGGGCUCAUACUAAUCUUCGAAACUAUUUGUUUAAAGGUGCAAAAAUGUUUAACUACUUAAAGACAUUAAUUGUAAUUUUACAAUAUAUGUAGGAAAUCAUGACCACUCACAUUAAAAUGAAGACUCCAGUCAUAUCAGUAACCUUAUAAAAGUUGUAUUAUUCUUCAUGGAGAGGGUCCGCACAUGGGGGCUGCCAUUUUGGAGCCACAUGACCAGCCGCAUACUACUCGCUUAAUCUCAGUAACCAUCCUGUUAUUUGACACACUACUGGUUGAUUAAAGUAAUCAUGGCUGACUGUGAAUACUAGAUUUCUACAAUGGCAUCUGAAACUGAAAACUAUUAAAUGAUGCUGCAUCCAAGUCGCUAGGUGUUACUGUAAGACCAAUAUUAAAAUAAGUGUUUGUUGUUUUAGUUAUAUUUUUUGACAUUUUUGCCUUUAUUAGAUAGGAUAGUGGAGAGAAAAGGUGACGGGACAUGACCGGUGAGAAGAAGUACAUUUGCAUCCGGAAAGGCCUCUACGGGAUGCAACCGCACAAUAUAGUAUAGUAGUGUAUCAGAGCUCUGCUCAUAAGGCUACCCCUUGACAGAAUUGUUUUUCUCCAUAGUUUUGUUUUGUCAUGCCAUAUGUUUAUUGUUUUGUGUCAGUACUCCAAAAAAGACAUUCCAUUCACUCAUACCAGUAUCAUGAGUCUGUCCUGCUGACUGUACAGGACAGGUAAAACAAGUUUUGUCACUGAUGGUGCUGAAUCCACUCUCAACUCAACAGGUGGGAUGCUUGAACAAAGUCACACCUCAGGGAUGGGUCUGGUGUGGCAGGCUCGUCACCUGAGCUGGACAUGAAGUAUUGGGUGGGGGAGGGGCGUGUUUGAAAAUGCCUGUAUAUACCACUGUUCUAUCAAGUAUUAUGAUGUCAU